CCAGUUCCUCUCCACACGUCGCCCGCUCGUGCUUGCGAGGCGGCGGCGCCCGCUCCCCUUCGCCUCUCUAGCCGCACCGGCCUCCACCCUUUGAGGCAGCGCGCGAUCCAGCGACGCGGCGGUGGCCGCUGACGAAUGAGUCCGUGUGAUCCAACGGCGCGACGACGUCCGUAUCCCUCGCUCUCCGGUCGCACCACCCUCCUCCCUUCCUACAAAGUGGGUGCACACAGGGAGGCCCCGGCGAACGAGCCCGCGGCAUGGCCGCACGAAGCCCUCUGCUCCCUACAUGUUCGAGAUCUGCACUGGUAUUCCCUGCUGGGUGCUGGUUGGUCUGCCCUCCAACACUAUUAUCUCUCAUUAGCGUGCAAGAGGUUGGUGUCGUACUCACCAUAUGGAAUAUCGUCGAUCACUUCGUCUAAAUCAUCUAUAGAUGACCACCGUGGUGCGCCAACAAGUGUCGCUGCCUCCUGAAUUCGUUAGCCGCCGCGUGGAUUCGCCAUGGUUGCCUUGUGGAGUCACCUCCAUCGCCACCACGAGUAGCCGCCGCCGCCGCCGCCAGGAGUCCCGUCACCGGCAAGGUGAUGUUGUUGCUUACUGCUAGCCUCCUCAUGUUGUUGCUUACUGCUGGCCUCCAGGGAGUGAGUCCAGUGACACAGAACGUUCAACUAUGAGGAUCAAGGAAAUUACGAUCAUUCAGUCAUUGAGGAUUGAGGGAAUUAUGAAGGCAACAAAAGGGGUAGUAUUACGAUCUCAUGCCAUCUCACACAUAGAUUAUUUGUUCUUAUUUUGUUUAAUAUGCUUCACUGGAACAAUGCAAACUAUUUAUUCUGUUCCAUCAUUUGGCAGAGCAAUGCGAAAGUUGCAAAGUAUCAACUGAUAGAACAAACUGAAAAUGAUAACAUAUGCCAGCUUUGCAAAGUAGAGAAGCUUUAUUUUGAGCCUCCACCAAUUUAUUGUUUUCCUUGGGUUUCUCAGAUAAAACGAAAUGCAUCGUUGCUACUGAGAUAGCCAAUCCUCCGUCCUCUGUCCCCUGCUCCUCCCCUCCAUCCUCCGUCCUCCGUCCUCUGUUCCCUGCUCCUCCCCUCCAUCCUCCGUCCUCUGUCCUCCGUCCCCUACUCCAACUUCACACUCGCCGACGAGCCAGUAGCACCGCCGCUCGAAGCCCCGAUGAGAUAGCCAAUUUUUCUCCAGCCUAUAUAGCCAGCCAUCAUCCGAGUCGGUCGCGACGAAGCCGCUAAAGAUCGGUGUCGUGCUUCCUGAUGGCCGUAUGGACAACCCUCUGCCCAGGCUCAAGGGGGCAAUUGAUCUACGACGUCUUUGAUUACCUGCACGAGCAUGCCAAAAGCAGCACCAUGUGUGGAUUCAAGGGAGGUCCGGCCAGUGUCAUGAAGGGCAACUACGUCGAGCUGACUACUGAUUUUGUGCACCCCUACAAAAACCAGUCAGAUUCAUAAUUCUUGAUGUAUCAUGGGUGUACUAGCAGAGAUGGUGAAUGCUUUAGACCCUCUAAACUGAGAGAUACCGUGCUAAACGUGUACAACCGACAAUCCGAGAUCAAUACUUCUGCUCAGACAAUCUUGAUUGGUUAUCAAAAUUUCUUAGCAGAGCUCCUAGCCUCCUACAGAAGCUUAAGAUUAUGCCUGCUACAUAUAUUUGGAUGUUCAAAGCGGGUGUGUUCGGCACGGCUCCUACUCUCAAAUUCUGUACGGGAGCCGAGGGAGCAGAGCCGAAUGCCAAGAGCUCCAAGAAAAUAGGAUCCGUGGAUCAGCGAGGAGCAGAGCAGAAAAUAGACUAGCGCGGAGGAGCGACCCACAGGUUGAUUCUAUUUUUGUGGAAUCAAAAAGGCCCAGAGAAGUUAAGAGAUAUUACCCACCAUUGCCAUUACUAACCCCAAAUCUCAUACCGCUUCGGUCAAUCUGUUUCAUAUCUUCUCUUUCCCUCGUACAAGAAACAGAGAUAGACGACCGGUGGCAGCCACGGCCGUCACCGAGGCCGCGACCGGCAGCAGCCACGGCCGUCACCGGAGAGCUACGAAGACGACCUGCUACAGUGCCGAAUUUCAUUUUCCAUUUAUCCUGUUAAGUAGCAAUGGAAGCAACUGCUGAGUGGAAUGAAGAACACACUCGAUUGGUUUGUGAGCUGUUCAAGGAACAAGUUGAGGCUGGAAAUCGCCCAAAUACACAUAUGAAUAACAUUGGGUAUGCAACAGUGAUUGAUAAAUUUUAUCAGAAGACUGGAAUACAGUACAACAAAAGACAGUUUAAGAAUAAAUGGGAUAAACUAAAAAGUGCUUACUACAUUUGGAAGAGUUUGAAAAAGGAGACAGAUAUGGGCUGGGAUCCUGUGAAGCAAACAGUUACAGCUUCAGCCGAGCGUUGGAAAAAUCUUAAGAAAAAAUACCAAGGUUGUGGUAGGUUUCAAAAGGCUGGACUUCAAAAUGAGGACCUUUUGGCCAAGAUCUUUGAAGACUUGCGCAACACUGCUGAAGACCAUUGGCCUCCUGCUAAUGGUAGCAUGCCUCAAAGUCCUCAGAAUGUUGAUGCUGAAGACCACGGAGAUGAGAACGAGGACAAAGAAAGUGAGGAGGAAGAUGAGUCUCCAGUUAUUAAUAAUAAAGGAAAAAGUGUUGGUGGUGCUAUAGAAGGAAAAGGAAAAAAAUCAAAAAGUGAUUCUGCGAUCAUGCAAUACCAUUUGAAAGAAACUGUUGAGCUGAGCAAGAAGUCGCAAGCAGCCAUUGAAUCCAUUGCUAAACAACGAGAGGAUGCCUCAGUUUGUACCAUCAAAGAUGCGAUGACUCUGGUUACAGAAUGUGGUGCUGUCAUCGGCACUAAUGAGCACUUCAUUGCUUCUGAGAUUUUCGUAAAGAAGGAGCAAAGAGAAAUGUUUAUGACCAUACUUGAUGCUAGUGCACGCUUUGACUGGCUUCAAAGGAAAUAUGAUGCCAAGUAUGGCAAAUAGAUUAUAAUAUUUUGGUUGUAAUUGUUAAGGCAUUCCUAUAAGUAGUAUGCCUUCAACACUCCUAUCUUUCAUGUUGCAUUUAGUUAUUUAUUUGGCUCGUAAGACCCUGUCCAGUUUGUUACAAAUUAUCUAUUUAUGUACGUCAUUAUUGUUA
Messenger RNA from Hordeum vulgare subsp. vulgare (domesticated barley), 3112 nucleotides. Its product is annotated as L10-interacting MYB domain-containing protein-like. Lineage: Eukaryota; Viridiplantae; Streptophyta; Magnoliopsida; Poales; Poaceae. The record is from RefSeq and is a predicted model, not a curated record. The transcript is spliced from 9 exons. The coding region runs from base 2089 to 2958 and encodes 289 amino acids.